Setaria italica (foxtail millet) is the source of this 1038-nucleotide messenger RNA. Its product is annotated as CASP-like protein 16. Bases 236 to 802 code for a protein of 188 amino acids. The transcript has 3 exons. NCBI's taxonomy places the organism in Eukaryota, Viridiplantae, Streptophyta, Magnoliopsida, Poales, Poaceae. Gene Ontology annotation, cellular component: membrane. The record is from RefSeq and is a predicted model, not a curated record.
CGCCGCAGCCAGUCAGCCGGGCACAGCAGCAGCGCCAGCGCGAGGCGAAAACCCAACACGCGCACGCGCUGCGCCGCUGCCUCUCCCCCUCCGCUGCUUCCUCCUCGUUGCGGCGAGCCGAAUCCAUUCCCACCGCGCCGCCGGUACCGACCCAGAGCUCGGGUACGCCGAGGCGAGGGCCGCCGCCGCGAGCAUUUCGCCCGCUUAGCGAGGCCGUUCCGUACGAGGGGGCAAGAUGUUCGCGAGCAGGCCAGUGGUGCAUCCGAUGGAGGUCGCGGCUCCGGCGCCGGCGCCGGCGAACCCGGCGCAGCAGCCGCCGGGUGUGCUGAUGAAGGACCUGCCCGGGAUGCCGGGGACGCCCAGCGGGCUCGGCCUCCGCGUCACGCAGCUCCUCUUCGCCGCCGUGUCGCUCGCCGUCAUGUCGUCCACCAGCGACUUCGCAUCCGUCUCCGCCUUCUGCUACCUUAUUGCAGCAGCUAUUUUGCAAUGUGUUUGGAGCCUGUCAGUAGCCAUUGUGGACAUAUAUGCACUGCUUGUUAAACGUUGUUUAAGAAACCGUCGGCUUGUUACUCUCUUUGCCAUUGGAGAUACGAUCACAUGCGGAGUAACAUUCUCUGGAGCAUGCGCUGCGGCAGGAAUCACCGUCUUGAUCGACAACGAUCUGAACAUAUGCUCGGAGAACCACUGUUCUAGUUUCAUGACUGCAGUAGCAAUGGCAUUCAUGUGUUCGUUUUCUCUCUCACCGUCCUUUGUGCUGAACUUGUACUCAGUCGCAUCUACCCGUGUCUUAGCAGCUGGUUAGAAAAGGAGGAUAGAGCCUGAUUUUGGAGCAGUUCGAGCACCCAACUGUGGUUUUAGCGCCAACGGGAUAGAGUGGCCCCAGCUAAUAGUAUUAGAAUCGGAAGCUGAAGUAUGCGCAUGAUCCAUGACUCGGGCAUAUCUAGUUUAACCUGUACAAAGGAAAUAGGGAAUGGCUUGUUCAGCGAAUGCAUUGCUGUGAAACCUUGCAGUUCUAUGAGUAUUUAAGUCUUUGCAGAA